ACACCUGAAGCUAGGCUUGGCAGAUUGGCUUUGAGCAGAUCAAAGAGAAUGGGUCCUGAAGCAUCCUGGUCAAGUGGUCCUCACUGUGAUAUACACAAAUUAUGUUCAACAAAAAUGUCACUCAGUGCUUUGACCUGCCCAAUGUAGUGAACAGCUUGAUUGAAGUUAAGGACAAGCUGGUGGACACUUUGAACAUUUUAGCUCGCAUGGUCUCCGGCAACAUUCUGUCUCAUCAAAGAGAGAGCAUCAUGGCUUUACUGACCAUCAAUGUACACAACAGAAACAUCUUACUGGGCAUGAUAGAGCAAGAGAUCAAAAAAGUGGAUGUCUUUGUGUGGACUAAACAUCUACGUUAUGAAUGGGAUGAGCAGAGUAACAACUGUUUUGUUAUGCUGUCUAAUGCCCAGGUCCAGUAUGGUUAUGGUACCUGGGAUGUUCACCCCGCCUAGUCAUCAUCCCCCUCACUGCUGACCUGUGCUACCUCACCCUCAUGGGGGCCCUACACCUACAUUUAGGGGGGUC
Molecule: messenger RNA, 522 nt
Organism: Saccostrea cuccullata (small rock oyster)
Lineage: Eukaryota; Metazoa; Mollusca; Bivalvia; Ostreida; Ostreidae
Product: dynein axonemal heavy chain 17-like
Exons: 3
Coding region: 102-449 (115 amino acids)
Biological process (GO): microtubule-based movement
Cellular component (GO): dynein complex
Molecular function (GO): dynein intermediate chain binding; dynein light intermediate chain binding; minus-end-directed microtubule motor activity
Source: RefSeq, a predicted model, not a curated record